AUGCCUUUUGUUCAGAGUUACUUGUGUUCUUUCACAAAUCCUUGCUAUGAGACUCCAACAACAGGUGACGAUACCGCCAAAAUUAAUAGUGAUGGGCGCAAACAGUCACUCAUUGUUACAAUUGCCAGAGGUAUAGCAGAAAUGUAUGUUGCGAUAGGUUCAGAACCGAUCAAAUGGGCUAACUUAUCGAAUUCGAUCAUUUCGUUGGUUGACAUAUUCGCCCAUUUCACGCCACAUGCCUUUCAAAAACCCAUUCCCUUGGUUUCAUUUUUCAAUUCCACUAAAGAAGCUGUCGGAUUCUUCAAAUCAACUUUAAAUAUCAACGACGAAUUGUCUGUCAACUUAAGUCAUGCCCGAAUUACACCACUUUACGCUCUGGAAAUUAUCGGGAAGUGGCUGAAAUUUACAUUAGCAAACAAUAUCAACAUGGAAUACGAGGAACUACUGGAAAUAUUCAACACAUUGCGUAGUUUUCAAAAUGAUCAAGUGAUCAGGAAGUUCAUUUCAUUCCUAUCAAUCGUUGAUUUCAGUAAUUACACUUCAGUAAUUAAUGCGAUACACUGUGGGAAUAACCCUUACGACCAAAGUUCGCAUGAGGGAAAGUCCAUUCCUGAUGCAACAACAACAGCCGCGUACAAUGUUGACAGAGAUAAAAUAUAUGAUUUUUUGCGUCGCUUAACACCUCGACAUAGUGGACAACAUAAGAAAAAACAAUUUUGUGGUCUUAUUCCGAUACAUUCAGAGAGAAACUGUUCAUUCCUGGAAGGUGCAGCUUUGUCACAAUUAAUGCCGUUGAUUAAUGGCUAUAUCCUGUUGGCGCCCGCUUCUCCUACUGUUGACGCAUUUGCCGAAAAGGUGAUGUUGUGGUGGAUUUGCAACACUUCAGAAUGCAUUAUUAUUCAUCAUUCUACCACAGUUCCCUUAACAUCGCUAUCAAGAUGUUAG
This is a messenger RNA of Loa loa (African eye worm), 945 nucleotides long. RefSeq lists its product as hypothetical. The record is from RefSeq and is a predicted model, not a curated record. Bases 1 to 945 code for a protein of 314 amino acids. NCBI's taxonomy places the organism in Eukaryota, Metazoa, Nematoda, Chromadorea, Rhabditida, Onchocercidae. The transcript has 5 exons.